Vicia faba (fava bean) is the source of this 2370-nucleotide messenger RNA. Lineage: Eukaryota; Viridiplantae; Streptophyta; Magnoliopsida; Fabales; Fabaceae. The record is from the annotation of a GenBank genome assembly.
AUGCAAGCAAUGGGGUUAUCAGUAGCAGUUUCAGUUCCAUUUUACCAUUCCACAUUAUGCAUCAAUGCCUCUCCUCAUCCACCUAUUCCCCUCAAUUUUAUUCAUGGCUUUUCCAAAUCACUUACAUUCAGGGAAAGACUAACUCGUGGGAAGAGUAGCUAUGUCAUUCGUUCCCAAAAGAAUCGUGACGAUGAUGGUGAUGUCGAUGGAUUUUACAUGAGGAAAAGCGUUGAGCUCGCCAGAAAGGCUUUGGGGUGUACAAGCCCCAAUCCUUUAGUUGGAUGUGUUAUUGUCAAAGAUGGUCAAAUUGUUGGCCAAGGUUUUCAUCCUAAACCUGGUCAACCUCAUGCUGAGGUGUUUGCUCUGAGAGAUCCUGCUGAUUUGGACGAGAAUGCAACGGCGUAUGUCACUUUAGAACCUUGUAAUCAUUUUGGGAGGACUCCGCCUUGCACUGAAGCUCUCAUUAAAGCUAGACUUAAAAAGGUUGUUGUUGGGAUGGUGGAUCCAAAUCCUAUCGUGGCUUCCAAAGGGUUAGAUAGAUUGAGAGGUGCUGGAAUUGAAGUUGUUGUUGGUGUUGAGGAAGAAUUGUGUAAGGGCCUCAAUGAGGGUUAUAUUCAUCACAUGUUGACCCGGAAGCCUCUGCUUACUUUGAGGUAUUCUCUUUCUGUCAACGGAAACUUGUUGGACUCACUUGGGAAUGGAGUAACUCACUCUGGUGGAUACUAUUCUAGGCUAUUACAAGAAUAUGAUGCAGUUAUAUUAUCCUCUUCUUUAUUCCGUGAAACUUUAUCGGUCGACUCCGUACCUUCAUCUCAAGAACCUGGAGCCAAUCAACCCAUUCGGUUUAUAAUGCAUAGAGAUUCUAGUUCUGGUUCUUCAAAUCAAAUUCCAUUUAUAACCGAUAACGUUACUGAUAAAAUGAUAAUCUUUACAGAUUGUAUAACAACAGCUCCCGAGGAGACUCAACAAGGAAUUAAAACUGUAUCUGUGGAUCAAAUAAAUCUUGAUGUGAUCUUGGAUUAUUGUAAUCGUCAAGGAUUGUGCAGUGUUCUGUUAGAUAUGAGAGGGAAUUUCAGUGAAUAUCAAGAGCUUGUUAAAGAGGGUGACGAUGAAGCCAUCUCCGAACUCGACCACGAAAUCCGCACCAGGAUUCUCCGUGAGAAGUCUAACGCUGACAACACCCUUGCUGCCGCUGAACAAAAGGUCUCUGAAUUGGAGGCUCAAUUGGAGGGAUUGAGGUCUGCUCCUUCUCAGAAGGAUUUACUCGACAAAGAGAAGGAAAUGCUUCAAGGCGAUGUCAUUAAGUUUCACAAGAUUAUUGACGAGUUUGGGUUGCGGAUUGAGUCGAAAGAGAGGGAUUUGGUGGAAUUAGGAACACUUCUCUAUGGUUUGAAAUAUGAUGAAAGGCCAGAGAAUAAGCUUGGAGAUGAUGAAAUGUGGGAUAGGGCAGAAAGUGCUCUCAAGGAGGCUUUGGAUGAGUGUGGCAAAGGGAAUGUGUUUGUUAAGAACUUAGCGGAAUCGAUAGAUAAUGUGGGACUGCAUGAUUUAUUUCAAGAAUAUGGGAAUAUUUUGUCUAGCAAAAUUGUCAUCUCUGAAGAUGGGAAGAGCAAAGGGUUUGGUUAUAUACAGUUUGGUUCAGAGGAGUCUGCAAAUGAUGUUAUCCAGAAAAUGAAUGGCUCUACUGUGAGAGAUAAGCAGAUAUAUGUUGGGAAAUUUAUCAAAAAAAGUGAGCGCUCUUUGCCUGAACCUGAUGCCAAAUAUACAAACUUGUACGUUAAGAAUUUGGACCCAGAUAUUACCGAAGCACUUCUUAAAGAAAAGUUCUCAUCUUUUGGAAAAAUUCUUAGCUUGGCUAUUGUAAAGGAUGAGAAGGGGUUGUCAAAAGGUUUUGGAUUUAUGAACUAUGAAAACCCGGAUGAUGCAAGACGAGCAACGAAAGCAAUGAAUGGAUCACAAUUUGGUUCAAAGAACCUGUAUGUUGCAAGAGCACAAAAAAAGGUUGAACGUGAGAAGAUCUUGCAUCAGUGGUUUGCAGAAAGAUGCAUGGAGAAAAACUUGAAAUACAAGGGAUCAAACAUUUAUGUGAAGAACAUUGAUGAUAGUGUUAGUGACGAAGAACUAAAGAGUCAGUUUAGUGCUUGUGGCACAAUAACUUCUGCAAAAGUUAUGCGAGAUGACAAAGGAAAAAGCAAAGGCUUUGGGUUUGUCUGUUUCUCUACCCUGGAUGAGGCUGUUAAGGCUGUGAACAGUUUUCAUGGACGCAUGUUUCACAGAAAACCACUGUAUGUUGCUUUUGCUCAAAGGAAAGAUGUUAGGCAAAGCCUAUUGCAGCUCCAGCAUUCGCACUGGUGUUGUUUAUCAUCACCCUAA